Messenger RNA from Oncorhynchus kisutch (coho salmon), 772 nucleotides. RefSeq names its product ras-related C3 botulinum toxin substrate 3-like. The record is from RefSeq and is a predicted model, not a curated record. Gene Ontology annotation, molecular function: GTPase activity; GTP binding. Gene Ontology annotation, biological process: small GTPase-mediated signal transduction. Lineage: Eukaryota; Metazoa; Chordata; Actinopteri; Salmoniformes; Salmonidae. The transcript has 6 exons. The coding region runs from base 158 to 736 and encodes 192 amino acids.
CCGCCGGGAUUCGACACUGCCUCCCUCCGCUACUGCAGCCUGGUCGCGAGGAGCUGUACCAAUUCACUUAUUAUUAGCGAUAUCAGAAAUUAUAAACAAUUUGCCAUUUUAAAACCAGGGAAUAGUCCGUCGUUGGAUACCACCACCCUCUGCAAAAAUGCAGGCCAUCAAAUGCGUCGUGGUGGGCGAUGGAGCGGUGGGAAAGACAUGUCUUCUCAUCAGCUAUACCACCAAUGCCUUCCCUGGAGAAUACAUCCCCACAGUGUUUGACAACUACUCUGCCAAUGUGAUGGUAGAUGGGAAACCAGUGAAUCUUGGACUGUGGGAUACUGCAGGACAGGAGGACUACGACAGGCUCAGACCACUGUCCUAUCCACAGACGGACGUGUUCUUGACAUGCUUUUCUCUGGUGAGCCCUGCCUCCUUUGAGAACGUCAGAGCUAAGUGGUACCCGGAAGUGCGUCACCACUGCCCCAACACCCCCAUCAUCCUGGUGGGCACGAAGCUGGACCUGAGGGACGACAAGGACACUAUUGAGAGGCUGAGGGACAAGAAGUUGUCCCCAAUCACCUACCCUCAGGGCCUGGCCAUGGCACGGGAGAUAGGUGCGGUGAAGUACCUGGAGUGCUCAGCCCUGACCCAGAGGGGGCUGAAGACGGUUUUCGACGAGGCCAUCCGGGCCGUCCUGUGCCCGCCACCAAUCAAAAAGAGGCGCAAGAAGUGCACCCUCUUCUGAGAGGGGGGGCGAGGAGGAGUGCACCCUCUUCUGAGG